Messenger RNA from Acanthoscelides obtectus, 6937 nucleotides. NCBI's taxonomy places the organism in Eukaryota, Metazoa, Arthropoda, Insecta, Coleoptera, Chrysomelidae. The record is from the annotation of a GenBank genome assembly.
GAGAAACUAUUGGGAAAAUGGUGCACGUUGUUUUUUCAAUCACUGCUGACUGAUGUCAUGUUAAUGGCAAAAUUGGAUAAAUAUAUGUUUAUUUUGUAAAUCUGUGAAACGACAAACAUAUUUUGUUGAAGAAAUGAGCAAAAACGCAAGUUCAGAGAAGAAAAGCUCUUCACCGGCUGGCACUAAAAAGCAGAAUGUUAUUAUAUUCAAACCUGAUGAAAUUGCAAAGUUCGGUUUGUUCGGAGACAAUCUAGUUGCUGGGAAUACUAAAACAACCAAUCCCGGCAGAUCGAGCACACCUGAAGAAAGUGAACCUAGCACAAGCCGCCAUAAUGCUUCUAUCAGUCCAAAAAUGAAAAGGGGAAAAUCAACACGUGAGAAUAUAAAGGCCCUAAGUGUAUCGGGCGAUACUUCAGUAUCAACGGAUACCCAGAGUGGUAUUGACGUUAAACGCAAGAUAGGCGACAUACUGAAAAAAACAUUUCAGGAAAUGAAAAAGUUCGAGCCAGAUAAAUUUCAACCUAAGAAUACCUCAUCCGUCAGUGGUACUAAAGUUUCGUUGGAUUGUGACAAAAAAAGUGAGAUAGUUUCAUUACUUAAACAUGCUAAAAAUAAGAAAGAAGCAGGUAUAGAAACAGAGAGCAUUGAAGCGGGCGUAUCUGAUAGUUCAAAAAAAGUUAAAGUUAUAGGAAUUACUUCGGUGAAGUAUAGUGAUGAAGAGAUUCAAAGUAUCUUAAAAGGAAGCGGAAAUUCGAAUCCCAAAAGUAACACAGUUGUGCAAUCUGACGAUUCGACUGCGAGUAAGUUAACAAAUAAGGUUGUUGCUAGUGAACUUCCUACCCAAAAAACUUCACCAACAAAAAGCUCUCAGUUUGAUAGUAAAGGUAAUACAGUAGGGAGUAAAUAUAAGCACGGACAUGUUGAUGAGAUCAUUGAUUUGGAAGAAAAAAUUAUUCCCGCUAAAAAGGCGCCUCGUGAACAUGUUGACGCCAAGGCUUUGGUAGCAAAUAAGGAUUUAGAUAGGAUAAAUAUUGAUAAGAAUGCAAGUAUAGCUGAUACAUCGGAACUUUUGGACUCAGAAGGGUCUAAGUUAGAAUCUAUAACAUCUACAACUAUUGAAAAAAAAGUCAGUGAAACUCAGAGUGUGGUUGAUUUCAAUAAUCCAGCUGAUUUUGAUUAUUAUAUCAUACAGUUCCCACCCAGUGAUGACACCAAAUCAACAUGUGAUAAAGAUAAAACUUGUAAUACUGAAGUUAAAGCAGUUGAACAAGAGUCUGUUGCAGAAACAACUGAGGAGAUACAGAAAGAGUUGAUAGAUGACGAAACUAAGCCCGCAAAGAAGCUGGAAGAGAUCGACAUAGAAGACGAGCUAUCUUAUUCCGUACUUACAAUGGAGAAAUCUGAGGAUCCUAAUGAACCAGAAGAUGAGGUACCAAAAACAAAAAAGCUAGCUGGUCAGGAACUAACUGAUCCUGAUGUAACAAGUGAAAAAGUAGUGAAAGUAAUAAACGUGGAGAAACACCCAGAGCCUGUGGGUGAUGAAUCCAUUUUCAAAGUAAAUGUGGUUCUUGAGGUUCCUAAGCCAGAGGUAGUUGAUACUGUCCAAUUCUGCCCCAGGAAGAGGAAGCAGCAGAUAGAUUGUAAAGUGGAUGAGGAAGAACCAUUUGAGAAGACCAAUAAACAUAGAACUAAAAAAAAUAGAAUCGAAGAUGAUGAAUGUAUGGUGGAUUCAAGUAAAUUCAAGUGCAUUAAACAGUAUGGGGUAAAGCCGCAUUUGACGAAUCAGAAUCCAAUUGCAGAUAUGGCUGGCGAGACGGAUUUAUUGGAAUUGAACGAUUUGGCGUCAGUCGUGCGCAUUGAGAAUGACGAAAGUUUAGAAGAAGCUGCUGAAGAAGUACAGCCAAUGGAUUCACAGCAAGUAACUACGGAUGAGGUUAAGCCCGCACCUAAAAAGCGCGGGAGACCACGGCGAAAACAGCUUUAUAUGGAUGAAGAUGUUCCAGCCACUGUGUUUUGCCCAAUCGAAUCAUCAAAAAGCGGCAGAAAGAGACGAAAGAUCAAUUAUUUCAAUCUUGAGAAUAGUUUAUAUGGAGAGAUGGAAGAGAACUCCUCUGGAAUCGGUAAAAAGAAGGGUCGACCAAGAAAAGUCAAAACCGAAGAUGAACUGACUGUAUUGCAAACUGCCACCGAUGAAUCUUUUGGCGAGAGCAGUGCUGACGUGAGUCUGGCAGAGAUCGUAGAAAGUAAAACUUCCGUCAAACAGAAUCCUGAGGAACCGACUGGUGAGGUCAGUAUUUAAAUUAAUGAUGACCGAGAUUCACUUUGAAGUGUUAUCAGUCUGUAAUAUUUGAGGAUAUUUGUUUCUGCACUUCACCCAUACCAGUGACAAAUGAAUAUGUUUAACUUGCUUGUUUUGAGGAAUUUUGAAAAUCAAUUUUAGUCUUCGCGCAGUACGUAUCUUCGUUAGUAAUAUUUGAAUAAAUACCAUAAGAAUGUAGAAACUGUCUUCAGCGAUAUUGCAUACAAGUCAAAGAUGUGUGUAUUUUGUUUGGAUGACGGGUAGCAAUACCACGAUACAGUUCCGCCACUUUUGCGUGUAAGAUAGUCUUAACAAGUUAAAACAAACCGCAUUGGACAGGUCUGUGAUUUAUUUUCUCUUUUUUGACCCAUCUCAUUUUUACGCUUGUUAGGAUACUAGCGAACCAGGAGCGAACAAAGAGGAGUUCUUAAGCCUGGACAAAGUAAGAAAAUAUAGAAGAACUGGAAAAACCGUAGAAAUGGUCAAUUCAAUUUUUACUGCUGCAAUGAAUACCCUUAAUGAGACACAAAAUUUGGACACCUCAGUCGAUGGCCAAAAAGAACAGUAAGUUGUAGGAAGGGUCUUUAUAAUACUUGCUUUUAGGCAUGAGAUAACGCAAAGCGCCAUAUAUCGCACCAGAAUCGACCAUUGUGGAUCGCGCAUCGCUACUAUUAGUUGGAACUGUCAUGCAUCUCAGUUCGAGUUUGAUAACCGUGCCGCUAGAUGGCUGAUGAUUCUGACUGAAAGUAGAUGUGGUCUACUUGCCAUUGCAAGCAUUUUGUUUAAUACUUGCUUUCCAUUUGACGUAGAUUUUUAUUUGACUUAUUUGACAAUAUAUGUCGCCUCAAAUAUUUUAUUGUUGCAGUAUGUGUACUAUAGUUUUUUAAGUAUAUACGUUAUGAAAUUGAUUCAAUAAGGAGAUCCUAACCAUUUUAGAGACCAGAAUAUCUCAUCAGAUGAUACUAGAGGCUUCUGUUUCAAUUUUUGCUUCUGUUAUUGUUUGUUAAGUUGUAAAAUGUUAUCCAAUAAACCAUUCAAUUUGUUGUAUUACACAUUUCUUUGUUUUUAUUUAUUCUCAAUAAGGCGAAUAUAAUAUAGUGGUGGAGAUGCAAGCGAAGAAAUGUACUAAAAGGAAUGACUUAUUUUGACGGAGGGUCAAAUUGUGAUGGUGGAUUUUAAAUUCUUCUAAGGCUGAAACUAGAUAAUAUAUCCAGUUUCCUUUGACAAGCACAGAUUACAUAUUGAAUUCAAGUUAGAGUUUUGGAAUUAUGGGAAUUAAAAAAAUCUAAUUUGGUAAUUGUGUCUCGAACUGUGUCAAGCUACAAAAUAAAUACUGAAUACAAUAAAUGACAAUUUUAGGGCUUCAGUGAACAUGGUGAAAAGGAUAAAGUUAAAGGGAAAAAGAGACGGAAGGUGUAAAAGAGAAGAGACCUUCGAAUUGAACGAGAAAAACGAGAUAACUUGUGUUGUUUGCCAAGAGAAUGUUUUUUACGAUAAAUGGGAAGAGCAUAAUUCUGAAAUGCAUUAUGAUUUAUCUUGGAGAGCUGGAGAAAAUAUUCUAUUGGAUAUUGAUCUAGACGCUUUCGUGAAAAAGAAAGUAGAACCGUUUUUAAGGAAACUAAAGCAAAUAAUCUGUGAUAAAUGUCAGACGCCAUUCACUGCUUCGAGUGCAUUCAUAAAACACAGAGAAGAAUGUUACGGUAUUUUGGUGAAUAAUAUGGUGAUAUGUGCUCUAUGUAAGGAAGAAAUGACUAGGGAUAAGUUUUAUGCACAUAGACAGAAGAAGCACAAUAGCUUGGCCUGGAGAGUCGGCGACGUACCUUUGGAUUUGAAUAACCAAUACUUUGUUAUGUCCGUUCUAAAUGCUCGAUACAAGGCCAAAAAGCCUCUGUUCUGCUACAAAUGUAAUACAGCAAAGAAAUCUGUGAUUGGAUAUCUAUCCCAUCAGUCCCAGUGUGGUGUCAAUGAGAACGAUGCAAAAAUUUCUUGUCCCGAGUGCGGCAGAAAAGUUCUUCCUGUCAGUAUGCCAGUGCAUAUCAAGAUGGUACACGAAACACCCAAAAUGAACAAAGUUACAAUAAGUGAAGACGGUCCUGUGCUUGAUUAUAAGAGGAGGGCAGCGAAAAAUGCUAUGUCGAUGAUUACAAUGUUCUCAAAAGGAAAUAUGAUAGAAGAUGCAUCAAAGUACUAUGUAGAGAAUCCCGAAUUCACUGAAAGCUUUGUGAAAUAUUGUUUACAAAAAGAAGCAAAUACGAAUACAGCGAUCAAAUGCAAGUUCAAAGACUGCAAGUUUACAACACUGAACGUUGACCAUAUGGUAUCUCAUUUGAAGAGCUGUGAUUUGAAACCUCCAAAGCAUUUCACUUGCAGAAAAUGUCUGGCCACGUAUACCACUCUUGAUGCACUUUCAGUUCAUGUGAAAGAUGUUCAUAAUAAAAGCGUGGACGAUGAAACAGUGCAAUUUAGUGACGAGACUUCCGAUGAUGACAUGGAUAACGCGGACAUGAUACGAGAUGCGCGAGUUGUGCAAAAAACUAAAAAAGCUGAGGCACAGAGUGUUUGUAAAGUGAAACCAUUAUGUAUUGCAAAGCUUCAGAGACCUGGGAAAUCGAUGUUGUUCAGUUGUGCAUUUGAAUACAAUUUGGAAUUUUGUAAUAACUGCUUCUCUCAAUCCGAACUUUUCAAUCAAUGGCACUGUACAAAAGAGAACUGGAAGUUGAUAGACGAAAAUUUGAUACACACUUACCUACCACAAUCUGAGAUUUCUUGUGAAGUUGGUAUCAAGCAAGUACGAGGUUUUGGGGAGAUGAAUCAGUGCUUCUUCAAUAGGUUCGAACUUUUCGAGGCUAAAAUCCAAGAAAAUCAUGUUACAAUGUACUGUGGCGGGCCUAUUAAUGCAUUGUGCUGGCUCCCUACACCGUAUCUCAGAUUAGACUGUAGACAAGUGUUAGCUGUUGCUGUUACAAAUGAUUUCGACAGCAGGUAUCACAUGAAGACAAACUACGCAGAACCAACAGCAGUACAAUUGUGGGAUUUUGGCAAUUUGAAGAACAAGCAUAGUAUAACAAUGCCUAGGUUGAUGUACUGUAUAGCAUUGAACAUAGGACCAGUUUGGCAUAUGGAGUGGUGCCCUUCUGGAUGCUUUGAUGAGAGUUCUUCAACUAACGGUAAAACAUUCAACAGGUUGGGAUUAUUGGCUGUAGCAGGAUCUGUCCCUGGAGUUCAUGUGUACGCGGUGCCAAAGCUAAGUGAAGAAGACUGGGGCUUGGUUUAUACGACCAAACCUGUGUUGAAGCUGCAACUGAGCAAUACUCAAGAUUGUGGCAAUGGAAAUUAUUACCCAACCAAAAUAGCAUGGUGCAAGGCUUCCAGACACAGUAUUUUAGCAGUAGGUUACACAAAUGGUAUGGUAGCGAUGUUCAAUUUGAAUUGCAAUUCAUCGUUAUUGAAGAUUAAGGACGAGGACGAAGUAGAAGUGUUGCUACCAUAUAAAUCUAUACAAGCACAUAAAUUUGCUAUAUCAAUGCUUCAGGUUUUGCAUCACGCUGACGGUGAUAGAUGGUUAUUAACUGGGGGUGCGGACAAAAGUUACGUCUGGGAUCUGAAGAAUGAUACGUUUGUCAAUAUUUCACCGAAGAAGCACAUCCUAGAUGGAAUAUGGCUGACGCAUUGGCUUUCAACUGUUACUGCUCAUGAUGAUAUAAACGUUCCUAAAGCUGGUGCUGGUGCAGGUCAGUUAAACUGUAUUCGCAAGUUCCUUUCGGAUACCGGAAGUUUGGUGACUAGCCAAACGUCAGUGAACACGAUCUCAUGCAGUGAUUGGCUAAAUUCUAUCAUAUCGGGAAAUCAACUUGGGGAAAUACUCGCUUAUUUUCCACAACAGAUGCUUUUUAAUGCGCAAGAUGAUAAGUGGCGGUCCAAGUAUAAAAAGGCUUUAGGUUACACGAAGUUGAUCAAAAAGGGGAAUCAAGAGAAGAAAGCAGAUAAUGAAAUUGAGACUGCAGACAUGUUAGAAUAUAAGAAAGCUGUAACUAAGUAUGGAGUGGUAUUCUGUGAUUUGAAAAUGGAUAAAUCGGAAGACCUUCCGUCAGAUGCGCAAAGACUCAACAAUAAACAUCAGGAAAUCUCUAAGCCGAAUGUGUACCCUCUUCAAACCAUAAAUAAAAUCAGUUUUAAUCCCAAUUGUCAAGCGAGUUUAUACUAUGCCACUGGAUACCAGAUAGGGUUUGUUAGGGCCAGCUACUUGAAAUUCUUGGACAGUGAUAAACAGGUUGUGUAAAAAUAUAAAGUAUUUUACUUAUAAUAAUUUACAACUUAAACAAUGAAAUGUACUCCCUAUGAUACUUGAGUUGUAUGAUGCUACUGAUAACAUUCUAUAUAUCAGGAAUACAGCAGCACAAAUGAUGAAAUUGGCUAGAUUACUGGAUUGGCUCGUAUGCUUCUCCUCCCUACAUGUAUGAAAUUAUAUUUAUAUUAUAUUUGUAUCAUAUUUUGCACAUGGUAUUCAUGUGUAUAAUUAUGUAAUUGUGUAAAUAUCCUUAAGUGUUAUGUUUUAUCAAGUUGUUUUGUCUUAAUUUUUAUAUUUUUGAUGUAUUAUUCCAUAUUCUCCGUAGGAGUAAAUAAAAAUUCAAACAUAUA